Molecule: messenger RNA, 606 nt
Organism: Strongylus vulgaris
Lineage: Eukaryota; Metazoa; Nematoda; Chromadorea; Rhabditida; Strongylidae
Source: the annotation of a GenBank genome assembly
AUGAAGGACUGUGGUAGUCUGUUCUUGGAACUUUUCCAGAUCUUUCUCACUGGAAGACUCAAGAGUGAUAUCCACGUCGCGCGAAGAGAAGACGAUAAGAUGCAUCUAGACGUUAGUUUUCGACAGUUAACAGGAGAUUGUCAACAUCAUCAUCUGAAUAAUAUAAUUCAAGCUACGCUGGAAUCAGUUCUAGAUUUGGAAAUGUUUCCGCGGACAGGAUUAACGGUCACGGCUCAUCUUCUACAAUCAGAUGGUAGCGUGGGUGCUACAGCUUUAACUGCCAUUGGUCUCGCAGUUUUGGAUAAUGGCAUUGUUAUACGAGCUCCGUUCUGUGGAGUAGAAGUAUGUGAAGUUGAUGGGAAACUUGUCUUGGAUGCAGACGCGAGAACAGAGUCGAAAGCGACAGCCCAUUGGCUUUUCGUCUUUACGAGGACAGCUGAGGGUGACGGUGAGAUGAUCGCAUCCGAUUCCGUGGGUCCCUUUAAGAUGGGAACAUUUGCCUCUGCGCUUAGCUUAGCACGAGAGGGAUCAAAACAGAUAUUUACAUUUUAUAAAGAGAUGAUAGAACGGAAGCAUAGUGUUGAUGUUUUGCCUCAGAUACUAUGA